Penicillium manginii is the source of this 756-nucleotide messenger RNA. Its product is annotated as 1-(5-phosphoribosyl)-5- ((5-phosphoribosylamino)methylideneamino)imidazole-4-carboxamide isomerase HIS6. Gene Ontology annotation, cellular component: cytoplasm. Gene Ontology annotation, molecular function: 1-(5-phosphoribosyl)-5-[(5-phosphoribosylamino)methylideneamino]imidazole-4-carboxamide isomerase activity. The coding region runs from base 1 to 756 and encodes 251 amino acids. NCBI's taxonomy places the organism in Eukaryota, Fungi, Ascomycota, Eurotiomycetes, Eurotiales, Aspergillaceae. The transcript is spliced from 4 exons. The record is from RefSeq and is a predicted model, not a curated record. Gene Ontology annotation, biological process: L-histidine biosynthetic process; L-tryptophan biosynthetic process.
AUGACCAAAUUCAGACCAUGCAUUGACCUUCACUCUGGUCAAGUCAAGCAGAUUGUUGGCGGAACUCUCAGCAAUGUCGCCGAAGACCUGAAAACCAACUACGUGUCGAAGCUCCCCGCGGGCCACUACUCGGGUCUUUACCAGAAGCAUGACUUGCGCGGAGGACAUGUGGUGAAGCUGGGUCCAGGCAAUGAAGAGGCGGCUCAAGAGGCAGUGCGUGCAUGGCCUAAUGGUUUACAAUUGGCUGGGGGCAUCACAGACAAGAAUGCACAGUAUUGGAUUGACCAGGGCGCUGAGAAGGUGAUCAUCACUUCAUUCCUCUUCCCGUCGGGCAAAUUCUCCCUCGAGCGGCUCGAGUUGGUACUUGCGGCUCUGGGAGGAGACAAGUCCAAGCUGGUCUUGGAUCUGAGCUGUCGCAGAAAGGAUAACACUUGGUUUGUGGCGAUGGACCGUUGGCAGACCAUUACGGAGAUGGAGAUCAAUCAAGAAUCUAUCUCCUUUUUGGAACCCUACUGCUCCGAAUUUCUGAUCCAUGCUGCCGAUGUAGAGGGGCUUCAACAAGGUGUCGAUGAAGAGUUGGUGUCGAAGUUGGCAGAGUGGUGCACCAUUCCCGUCACAUACGCGGGGGCGCGCGCAGCUUGCAGGAUCUUGAGAAGCAAUGGCAAGGUGGACUUGACCAUUGGCAGUGCUUUGGAUAUCUUCGGUGGUUCUGGAGUCACCUUCGAAGAGUGUAUUGAGUGGAACAAGACCCAUUAA